AUGGAGUUGCUACGAAGAAUCUGUCGUUUUGCCCUGCUUUCCUUGCUACUUUUCAAUGGAGUCCAAGGCCAAGCCCAAGAAUAUGAACACUAUGAAGCAGACAAUCUCUACCAUGAUUACGCGAUGAGACAGCAAGAGAAAGAAGCUGCAGCAGUGGGUGGAGGUGGUUUUGGAUUACCAAAGAUGUUCGGAAUAUUUGGUGUUGGUUGGUUUAUUGGAGCUAAAUUCCACUCUGGCCGAGUGAAGAAGCAGCUCAGUGGCAAGCACAAGAGCGAUCAAAAGGCACUGUAUACUCAAUACUACAACGACGUUUACACACUGCAACAGCAAAACGCCGAGUUGGUGCAAGCACUAGAGCAAAUGGGUGUCAAAGUGAGGUCGUAG
Seminavis robusta is the source of this 384-nucleotide messenger RNA. NCBI's taxonomy places the organism in Eukaryota, Bacillariophyta, Bacillariophyceae, Naviculales, Naviculaceae. The record is from the annotation of a GenBank genome assembly.